GUAUGACUAUCAUUACAAUGUAAUGAAGAAACACUAUGGCCCUAGAUUAACUCUUAUGUAUACUGACACAGAUUCAUUAGUAUAUCACAUUCAGACGGAUGAUUUGUAUGUAGACUUAGCGGCUAACAGUAGCUUGUUGGACCGGAUGGACACCGCCAACUUGCCCGGUGACCAUCCGUGUUAUGUGGAUACCAGAAAGAAGGAGCCAGGACUCUUUUCCUACGAGGUGGAUGCUAAUAUUAUUACUGAGUUCUGUGCGUUGAGGGCCAAGUCAUAUGCGUUUAAUGUAUAUGCUGGACCAGAAGACAGAGUAGGAGGAGGAGGAGAGAAAAUUAAAGCGAAGGGUAUCAGGUCUCAUGUGGUUAAAAACCACAUGACAUUGGAAGAUCAUAGAAAGUGUUUGUUUGGGGAAGAAGGAGUAGAGUUAUACAAAGAUAAUGUUUCAAUUAGGUCGUUUAACCACCAACUUGUAACGCUAAAAACUAAGAAAUUGACAUACAACAGCUACGAUGAUAAGAGGGUGGUGCUAGAAGAUAAAUUAAAUACACUAGCCCAUGGUCAUUAUAGUAUAGAGUAAGUUAUUACAAACAUAUAUAUUUAAAUUAUUUUACUAACAUUUUCUCUUAAUUUUAUAGGGAAGAUGAUAUAGGCCAGAACUUGAGGAAGAUGGAGGGAACUGGAACGAGGAAGAGAAAGGAUUAA
Acyrthosiphon pisum (pea aphid) is the source of this 702-nucleotide messenger RNA. RefSeq lists its product as uncharacterized. The record is from RefSeq and is a predicted model, not a curated record. NCBI's taxonomy places the organism in Eukaryota, Metazoa, Arthropoda, Insecta, Hemiptera, Aphididae. The coding region runs from base 23 to 577 and encodes 184 amino acids. The transcript is spliced from 2 exons.